Molecule: messenger RNA, 2396 nt
Organism: Lineus longissimus
Lineage: Eukaryota; Metazoa; Nemertea; Pilidiophora; Heteronemertea; Lineidae
Product: carboxypeptidase D-like
Exons: 9
Coding region: 570-1886 (438 amino acids)
Biological process (GO): protein processing; peptide metabolic process
Molecular function (GO): zinc ion binding; metallocarboxypeptidase activity
Source: RefSeq, a predicted model, not a curated record
GUACAUAAAUUGCCCACAGAGGACCAUCAGGAAAGUCCAUCCAUUUCAGAUCAGGUGACUUAAGAGGGUCACAGUGGCUUAUGGCAUUGUCUGACUCUGAAGUUGGCCUUCUGAGUGUGUGCAUUUGUUUUUGCUUGGGUUCUGAUUCGUCUUUGUUGAAGGGACGAAGUAAGGAAACGCCUACGACACGUUUAAUAACUUCGGUUCUGGAUAUACUAUAAGGGCGAGGAUACCAUUUGUGCAUUACUGACAAAUUAGCUAACAGAGCAAGCAAAUGACGUUGCGCACCUGAUUAUGCAUUAUUUACAUUAUUGGUCAGUUAUCUGCAAACCAUACCAAUACCAUCGGCAUUUCCAGGACUGCAUUAUCGUGAAAUGAUAAACUCAACCAAUACCAAGUACCAUAGAGAGUAGCAUGAUUUGUGGUACAUUAUUACAGCAGUAGGCAGAGUGUGGCCCAGUUAAUAUGUAAAAAUGCAAAUUCUCGUGAAAUCACGCAAUGGAACUGUUAGUGUUACCAUCAAGGAGUAUAUUGAACUCGAGGAACAUAUGUCUAGCAGGAAAUGAGCCAUGUCACUGUCUCUGAGAACUUCUCUUCUGUACCUUGUCCUGAUUGGUGCUACGCUAGGAUAUGUCGAUUUCCGUUACCAUGACUAUGAACAGAUGACGAAUAUUCUACGUUACAUCAAUGGCCAGUAUCCUAAUCUUACUCACAUCUACAGUAUUGGAAAGUCUGUGAUGGGCCGUGAACUUUGGGCUGUAGCCAUUGGUUACCCCGGCACUGCCAGCCACCAUAGACUUCUCGUCCCAGAAGUCAAAUUUGUUGCAAAUAUCCAUGGAAAUGAGCCGGUUGGAAGAGAGAUGUUGAUACAUCUCCUGGACUACCUGACCACCCAAUACAGCAUCAAUCCAUCGAUCCAGAGACUACUACGGAACACUCGAAUACAUCUCAUGCCAAGUAUGAAUCCCGAUGGUUUUGAGAGGGCUACUGUUGGUGAUUGUUCAGGUAUGCGGGGAAGGGCAAAUGCUAAUGGAUACGAUCUGAACCGAAACUUCCCUGACCAUUUCGAUGAUAACUCAAACAUCCGUCGCCAACCAGAGACAACUGCGAUUAUGAACUGGCUCAAAAAUGUUCCAUUCCUUCUCUCGGCUAAUAUGCAUGGUGGCGCUCUAGUUGCCAAUUACCCGUAUGAUAAUUACUAUGGUGGAUCUCCUGACUAUAAAGAUUCAAAGGAAUCUCGUAGUCCAGACAAUGAUGUUUUUAAAUAUCUUGCCCUAAAAUAUUCCCGCAAAAAUGAAAAGAUGUAUGCAGGCCGGCCGUGUCCUGGUGACUAUGCAGAAGCAUUCCAAAAUGGGGUAUCAAAUGGUGCGGCCUGGUAUCCACUAACAGGUGGUAUGCAGGACUAUAACUAUAUCAAACAUGGGUGCUUUGAGAUCACGCUCGAGAUGUCCUGCUGUAAAUAUCCCCUGCCACGGAGCUUAACAACAUUUUGGGCACUGAACAGAGAUGCCAUGAUAGAAUAUUUAAGAGCUGCCAGUGCUGGUAUACGUGGGUUUGUACGUGAUAGGGACAACAAUCCAAUCAAAGGUGCUAGUGUCAAAGUGGAUGGACGAAUACACGAUUAUAAGACAACUAAAGACGGGGAGUACUGGCGUCUCCUCCUACCAGGAACAUAUCUUAUCGAGGUAUCAAAAAAAGACUACACUCUGUCAAGAGGAAUAGUUACAGUAUCGAGUAUAUCUGAAUUUAUUGUUAUGAACUUUAAAUUAAAGCACGUCCUGGACUCAGAUGCUGUGAUUCUGGCUGCUGGGACUAAUCUAUGCAACUCAUUUUUGAUUGGUCUUUGUAUUUUGUUAGUAAAUAUGUGCAUGAACAAAACUCAUUAGUGAACACAUCACUGUAUAACUUACUGUCAGAGUGGCACAAUGAGAAGAUUGCUGCAUAUUCACCAGCAAGAUCUGUUCAAUUGUAGUAAGUAAAACUUAGCUGCGCAAUAUCAACUAAAAAUGAUCAUUAAUCCAAAUUAGUAUUAUUGAUUAUUGAAAAUGAAUUAUGUAAAUUAUUGGACAAUCAACUGAUCAGGAAAGACUUUCGUAUAAAUAUAUGUGUUGUAGUGCUUUUAUCAUUUUGAAGUAAUUUUAUAUCACUCUUAAGUAAAAUGUAAAUAGGCUUGACUUUUAUACAAGGGAAGCUUUUGUACCAAGUAUCCUUAUUGACUUGAAGAAUAGUUUGUAUCUUCAGAGCAAUAUAAUCUGUUAUCUUGUGAUGGCCUCUGAAACCCAGUAUCAUAAUAACCAUUUGAAAUUCAGCAUCUGUUAUUACUUUUACGUUGAUUUGAAUUUCAUUUCAUACUUAAUGAAUGAGAAUCAUAAUAGUGAUUUGUUUGAAAUAAAUGA